Messenger RNA from Striga asiatica, 2062 nucleotides. Lineage: Eukaryota; Viridiplantae; Streptophyta; Magnoliopsida; Lamiales; Orobanchaceae. The record is from the annotation of a GenBank genome assembly.
GAAAAAGGUGCUCCUUUUCAAUUAAAGAUAUUGUGAGUCUGUAACGUGGUUUACUUGACAAUCAGAAGAGAGAGCGUUUGUUUCUUCCUUUAUUUGGUAUUUUGGUUUCGCAUGUGAACCCCAGUCGCAGCAAAUUCAGAUUUCAGAAAAUUUCCAUUUUAUAAAUUGUAAUUGUCAUCUAAACAUGGCCUUAUCUUCUUCUUCGUCCUCCGCCUCCACAGCUUGCAGAACUCAAACCUACCUCCCGUUCAAUCGCCGUUCAUAUUCGCUCCUCCCAUUCAAUUUCAACAGCGUUAGGCCUUUCUGCUCCUCCGAUUCGCGUCGGCAUCCAAUCGUUUGCAAUCUCACCAAGAUGGCGGCGACGGCGGUCGAAAAGGAACUCGAGACGGAGCUGGCGGUGGCGGAGACUUCGCAAAGGCCGGAUUCGUUCGGUAGAUUUGGAAAAUUCGGCGGAAAGUAUGUACCCGAAACACUUAUGUAUGCUCUGACGGAGCUUGAGGCUGCCUUCAAAUCUCUUGCCACCGAUCACGAAUUUCAGAAAGAGCUGGAUGGAAUUCUGAGGGAUUAUGUUGGAAGAGAAACCCCUCUUUACUUUGCAGAAAGGCUCACAGAGCACUACAAACGACCUGACGGUAAAGGGCCUCUCAUAUACCUCAAAAGAGAAGACUUGAAUCACACUGGGGCCCACAAAAUCAACAACGCCAUAGCGCAAGUUUUGCUUGCAAAGCGUCUUGGCAAGUUGCGUAUCAUUGCCGAAACAGGGGCUGGUCAGCAUGGUGUUGCCACAGCCACCGUUUGUGCUCGGUUUGGCUUGCAGUGUGUUAUCUACAUGGGUGCUCAAGAUAUGGAGAGACAAAAGCUCAAUGUCUUCAGAAUGCGUCUUCUUGGCGCGGAGGUUAGACCAGUUCACUCAGGGACUGCAACCCUGAAGGACGCCACAUCCGAAGCUAUACGCGAUUGGGUCACCAACGUGGAAUCUACUCAUUACAUACUCGGAUCAGUUGCCGGGCCCCAUCCUUACCCUAUGAUGGUUAGGGAGUUUCAUGCUGUUAUUGGUAAGGAAACUAGGAAGCAGGCCUUACAAAAAUGGGGGGGAAAGCCCGACGUGCUUGUUGCUUGUGUUGGCGGAGGAUCUAAUGCCAUUGGGCUCUUUCAUGAGUUUGUGGAGGACAAGGACGUUAGGCUCAUUGGUGUUGAGGCUGCUGGUUUCGGCUUGGACAGUGGCAAACAUGCAGCCACUUUGACUAAAGGAGAGGUCGGGGUCUUGCAUGGAGCAAUGAGUUACUUGUUGCAAGAUGCGGAUGGGCAGAUAAUCGAGCCACAUUCAAUAAGUGCUGGGCUGGACUAUCCUGGAGUUGGCCCGGAGCACAGCUUUCUAAAGGAUAUUGGGCGGGCCGAGUACUAUAGCAUCACUGAUGAGGAGGCUUUAGAUGCUUUUAAGAGACUGUCUAGACUAGAGGGGAUUAUCCCUGCACUAGAGACAUCUCAUGCACUGGCUUAUCUCGAGAAGCUGUGCCCUUCUCUUCCGGAUGGGGCCAAAGUCGUCCUGAACUGCAGUGGCAGAGGAGAUAAAGACGUUCAGACGGCCAUUAACCAUUUAAAGCUCUGAAAGCUAUACAUGCCAUCCCUAAUAUAUCACAUGUUUCUGAUUUUCGAGAGAGAUUUGGCUGUUGCAAUGCGUUCCCCUCAUUGACCAGUUUUUUUCUGUUUAAAUAGAGAUGUAAACCGGAAACAAUUUACCAGCAAGCACUGAGAGACUCAUUAUAGUUUAUGUAUAAUAACUUAGACUUCAGAUUGUGGAAGAGAUUAAAGUCCCUAAAAGUCUAGCUAUGGUCCAUAAAUAGGGCAUUUACUUUACCUAUUCGGAGUUAAAUGUAUUAUUAUCAUUGUUGAUAACCUCUUAUCAAAGAUUCAUAAACGUAGUGAAAUUUUUGUUUACAAUCAGAUUGGCGGGAUGACCUCCCUGUAAUGUGUUAUCACUCGUCAAUAUUGAAAUCUUUUCAGUUGAUUAUGUAGUUUUUAAGGCAAGCUUAAAUAGGACUUACCUGUUAUGUGUUUUCAC